ACUCACCCUCCUCUCCGCGUCUCACUAAACCAAACGCUGGCGCCGUGCCUGUCGACGUCGACGCGUUCCGCUAUUUGCUGUAAAACCUACCUAUUGAGGUAUAGCCGCACCUCGCCUGAGAAUCGCCGACGACCGACUCGCUUGUGGCAGCGAUACUAUCACCGCUAAUCACAUCAUUGCUCCUGGUGAUCUCUAAUCGUCAACCAUAACUACCCCUUGCCCUCGGGGAAUCUCUUGCACACUCAUCCUCUGCGCCCGUAACGUGCGCUCCCUCGCAGUCAUCCAUCUAGACGCGCAUUGCACCCGUGUACGACCCGCGAAUGACGAAGAAGAACGCUAUCAUCUUUGGUGGUCUCAACACUUGUACUCGAGCGCUCGCCGCCCACCUCGUUCCCCCGGAUGGCGAGCCGCUCGUCGCGAAUCUCCGGAUCGUCGACAAGUACUCCGUCGCGCCUCCUACUACCUACCUGGGCGCCGAGUUCCCCAAGGUACUCGAGAAACCAAAUGUCGAGUACAAGCAGGCCAAUCUCACCAUCCCUGCGGCUGUUACCGCAUGCUUCGACCCGCCUGAGGGUCAGGAGCCGUACCACUAUGUGUUCGACUUGGCUGGGGAGAUCCAGUGGGAUAGGCCGGAGAAGGUCCAGAUCAACAACACGCUCUGCGUCUCUCAACAUGUAGGCCUCGAGGCGGCGCGUCGAGGGGUGCUCGCGUAUGUCAAACUGAUGCACCCGUUUUACGAGUGUAAAGAGAAGGGCUCGCAUGACGAGAAGGAGGACGUGAAGCCGGACGGAGUGUUGGGAACGUGGUGGCACGAGACGCUUCGGACGUUGGGCGCGAUCGACGGUCUCAACCUCGUCAUCGUGCGGAAAGCGUGUGUAUAUGGACCCUAUGUUGACUAUGGCCCGAUCACCUCCUACAUGGCCAUGGCUUCUGUGUAUGCCUACUUGAAACAACCAGUGAAAUGCUUGUGGGGCCCAGGCAAGCAUCCUGUCCAUACCGUCCACGUAGACGACGUCGCGGGUGCUAUGUGGGCUUGCGCCGAAUGGAUUGACCGUGUGGGAGGCCGUACAAAGGCGAAUGAGAUAGCAGGCGAAGAAAUUCCGUUCAGGAAUGACAAGAGCAAGGCAGCGCAAGUCCCGGCGAUGGCUCCACCAGAUCAAAAGAUAGUUGCCCCCCUCUUUCACCUGGAGGAUGAUGGUAAUCUGGACCUCGCCGGACUGGGAACCCGAGUAGCAAACGCAUUUGGGACACAAUUAGAGUUCUACAACUUCAUGGUAAACACCUUGGCGAAGUUCAAGCUCGAAGACCACGUGGAGGAUAUCAACGAAGAGCACGUCUCGACGUGGACUACGAUGAUCACGGAGUCCAAGCCUCCUUGCCCUCAGACGCACUACACUGCGUACAUGACCGUGUACAAUCUCAAGCGGAUCGUUGUCGCGUUCAACGCGGACAAGCUGAAGCGCGUUGUUGGGUAUCAACUAAAGAUACCUCAACUGACACCGGACACGGUUCGCGACGUGAUCGACAAACUCAAGGCGGAGGGCUCGUGGCCCAACAACGACUCAUAGUUCCUUCUUCGCCGCUCGACUCUGGAAUACUCAUCGCGAACCUGCACUUGGACCGGAACCUAAUUUCCACACUGGGCAUAGAACGAGUCUGACGAAGCUAAUUGACGAUAAUGCACGAAAUAUGAACGGAAUGCUGGAAUGACGAAUGUCGGUGUGCGCGCGAUCUCCCCAUGUUUCUCUCUGUCUCCUAUCUUCCCUCCCAUCUCCGUACACCACUUACCUGUGUCAUCCUUGUUUGCUGUUUUAUCUCCGCGCGACACUUGCUUUGUGUUUGUGUCCAAACAUUGUGAUAAUACGCCUCGUCCCCUUCUCCCCAGUCGCUCUGCGCGCUUCGCAUUCGUACGGUUUCCCUUCGCAGCCACAUCCUAUUUGCUAUUUACGUACUAUUAUUUACUGCGCGUGCGGGUGUUUUCGUUUUGCUGUCUGCGCUAUAAUACCUUCGGGCGAGUGUCGCUGUAAUCAAUACUAUUGCUGUUUUAUCG
Molecule: messenger RNA, 2050 nt
Organism: Postia placenta MAD-698-R-SB12
Lineage: Eukaryota; Fungi; Basidiomycota; Agaricomycetes; Polyporales; Adustoporiaceae
Exons: 8
Coding region: 321-1568 (415 amino acids)
Source: RefSeq, a predicted model, not a curated record